Messenger RNA from Boleophthalmus pectinirostris (great blue-spotted mudskipper), 2186 nucleotides. It is a transcript of the gene buc, whose product is annotated as bucky ball. The transcript is spliced from 8 exons. Lineage: Eukaryota; Metazoa; Chordata; Actinopteri; Gobiiformes; Gobiidae. The record is from RefSeq and is a predicted model, not a curated record. Bases 208 to 1947 code for a protein of 579 amino acids.
AACCCCCCACAGCCUCAGCCUCGUCCUCAGGUGCAGCAGGUGACUUGGAUUUCACUGAUUUUCUUCAUGUUUGCAGGUUUUUGGGGAGAAACGUCUGAACUCGAGCAGCACACAGACACGUUUCUCUGGGUUUAUUUUCGUGGAGGAUUCUGAGGCCGUGGACACAGGAGUUUUAACCACCAAAAUAAAGAAAAACACAAGACAAAAAUGGAAGAUGGCGGUAAAGCUCCACACUCGAUGGACGGCGGCAGCGGCGGCGGCGGGGGGCAGAGGACACACCACAGACCCUUCUUCUACGUCCAGCCUCCAUCUCAGCCCUACUACAUGUACCAGCACUGGCAGAUGAACCACCCCUACGGACACUACGCUCUGCCCACAGGUUUUAACCUGAGUCGUCCGUGUCUGAACCCGUACCAGUACGUUCAGUAUCCAGGCUUCGUUUUCCCGCACGCGCCGCUCUACCCCGUCGACUACCGCCGCAUGUUCGAGCCCCGCUUCCCGUCUCCUCACUGGGACAACUCCGCCCGCCACCAGCCUCCUCCACCUCCACCUCCACACCCGCCGGGACACCGAGAAACCGCCAGCUCCGAGGCCCAGACCGACCCCAGCGACGCCAUCGCCAAACUCAUAGAAUGUCUGGACAAAAUGCAAGCCGGCGACGCCCAGGGCACCGACCGGGAGCUGGACUCGGGCGUGGCCUCGCAGUCGUCCGCCAUGUUCACGCCGACGGACGAGAAGACGAAGAAGAAGGAACAAACCGUCGGCCGCGAAGUGAACAAAAACGAGAGCUGCUUGGAGACGCCGACUUCCACGUUCUCGACGAUCGCGGUUUACGACGGCGAUUCCAGCCACAGGAGUCUCGACACACUGAGUCCUCAAGAAUGUUGGGCAAGAGGCGUAGAAGAAGAAGAAUUGCCUCUCGAUAGUUCGUCCGUGCAAGAAGAAAACGACGAAAAAGCGAAAGAACAAGUCGUGCCGAUGGAAAACGGACAAGACGUCGCGAGUAUUCAACCAGAUACGAUCGCGACGGAUCAGAACGUCCCGACAUGCGAAGAGCAAACCAAGCCAGACGAAGCAGAUCUAGAGGAAAACAUCGUCCAAAAUCUCCAAGUCGAUGCAAGUUUCCAGAUCCUGAAGUUACCGUUUGAGCUGGAGUCGGAAGCCAAAGGGAUCGGCCGACUUUCCCAAUCGCCGUAUUACUACAACUACCUCUCGAUGCCGUCGACGCACGAGCGCAUGAGCGUCCUGAGCCCCUCCCUGGACGAGCUCUCCUCCAGGGACGAGAUGUUCUCCACGGACCUGGAGGAGGUGGAGCUGGUGCAGAGGCCGGUGUUGGCGGCGGGCAGGCGGCUGGGGGAGGUGGUGUGCGGCGGCGGCGGCGGGGACGAGGUGGACGAGAUCUUGGCGUUGGGGUCGAAGCGUUUCGUGUGCGCGUGCUGCGGGAGGAGCCUGCCCAGAGGAGCGGCGACCAGGAGCAAAGUGCACUGCACCAAGAUGUACCUGGACGAGGGCGAGUCCGAGGAGGACGGGAGAUACGUGCGUUCGUGUGAGCAGCCGAUCCGGGUGGUCGUCCGAAAACACUCCGGACCCAGAAAGACCCAGCCCCUCCCCCGCAGACUCACCAAGACCUGGACCAGACGAGGACCGACCAGAGACCAGACCGAACCGGACCAGGGCCAAGAGAGGAGAGACGCCCAAGAGGAGGACGGAGCGGAGGGGAAGGAGCGCCACAGGGUCUGCCAGGAGCGUCUGUGCAGGGAGGAGUCUGUGUUGGAGUCGAGCAGAUGGACUGAAGCUGCAGUGAGGAGGAAGACCACAACUCCACUGCAAAGACAAGAGCUGCCGCAGAGGAAGCUGCUGCACCACAGGCUCAGAGACGACGAAGAGGAGCCGCCUCCUCCGCUGCACUGGGACAGAGGUUCUGCCCUGAGGGAUCCUCCGUGUUGACGUCCAGAAUAAAAGUGAAACUGAAACUGUUCCCCAGAGGCUUUGGAGGUUUUGGAGGUUCUGUUUGGGGCACGAGGUGAAGCACAGAACACGAGGAGUAUUUAGGUUUGAACGUGAAUAAAUAUAAAAUGGAUUUGUACAGAGACACUGGCCGAGCACGAUUCACAUGAACUCACAAAAACGACGACGACCGAGGAGGACGGAGCCGCUGGGGCCGGUCAAUAAAACUUUAUUUAACA